Acaulospora morrowiae is the source of this 780-nucleotide messenger RNA. The record is from the annotation of a GenBank genome assembly. Lineage: Eukaryota; Fungi; Glomeromycota; Glomeromycetes; Diversisporales; Acaulosporaceae.
AUGUCGGAACUCCUUGCCAUAGCUCGUCACGUGUACUUAAUUAAUCCAUCAACAGGCAUCUUCAAAACACUUAAUUCCGAAGACUGGUCUUCGACGAUAACAGCCGCGCAUAUUCCUUCAACCAAUAAAAUUUAUGCAACCACAACAUUCAAUAAUCUUUGGGAAAUUUCUCUGCCCGACCAAGUUCGAAAAAUCAGUUGGGAUGGAUGGGGAACAUGCAACGCUUUAGUCGCUGUAGCGAAUGACGAAGGAGGACAUAAAUUAUUUGCAUUUUGUCGUAAACUUUGGCUAGUCGAUGAUCCAAGUACUGGUCACUGCAUAGAUUACUUGGGUGGAUAUACAGAUGUGUGGGCAAGAGUUAACGCUGCAACUGCUGUGGGAAAAAAAAUCUUUGCAACUACUUCUGCCAAUAAUUUAUGGGCCAUUGACACUACUGCAAAAGAGGAACCAAAGAAACUUGGUGGUGGUUCUGAUAAUUGGUCUACAUGCAAAGCAUUGGUUUUUACGAAUGAAAAAUUAUUGGCAUUUUGCUAUGGAUUAUGGGAAAUUAACCCGCAUAAUGGAAAUUAUACGCCGUUCUUCGAUGGAGAUUCGGCUAAUUCUCCAGACGCAAAACGGUCUUGGUUAAGUGUUAAAUCGGCUACUGUUAUUGGCACAUGUGUGUAUGUAGUAUCUGGAAGUCAACUACUUGAAUUGGAUACGGUUACAAAGAAAGUCCGAGAGUUAAGUCAAGAUGAUUGGGGAACAACAAAAGCUUUAAUAGCAGUCAAUAUAAAAUGA